AGGAAAACUUGCUCGAUGUGUAUAACAUCUAACUGCUGUUUAGUAUUAAAGUUCAAAUCCGAGAUUCGAUAAGAAGAAACAGCGUGAGCAAAGUGGCAUCAGAGUCGUCCUGAUUUCUUGUAGCGCUUUAGUUUACAAAUAGAGCAGGAUGAGUGUGCAGUCAUUUGCACGCAGAUCAUAGUACUCAGAACCCUUGUGGUAUUUUCGGCGUUCGCGCCUAACCUCGCGUUUUCUCGAGAAUCCACGUGGCCAUCGUAGCGUUUGUGGGACCGCAUUUUGUUGACAAGGCUGAUCCUGCUGAUCCUCCAAUCAGCCGCCAGGGCCUGACAAGGAUGAUUUGAAAAGCAGAAUUUUAUAUGUCCCUGGUACACCCACCGCUUCCAACUGCUGUUGCCGUUCUCUACGUUCGGACGAAAAUGCUCGUUGCGAUUUGGCUUUGUCUUGUGGCUGUUCACGCCCUGAAGCAAGAGCACACCGCGCAAGAAUCCCGGCAAAUGCUAAGGCGGAUUGAUAUCGAUAACGACGCAAAGCUGAAUGUAAAAUUUUGCGCGUCUGAUUUGAGCACGAGUGUGACCUUGUAGUUGACUAUCGUGGAUAGACAUGAUAUUUGUGCCCUAUAAUUUGCAAGAACGUUCUUUGUACCAGCUAGCCCAACCUCCUCAACUUGAGAUAUGUGACAUUUCGUUGUAGACAACCACUUGCUAAUUUUUGGUUUGGUCAUGAUUUGUCAUGAACAUAAUACACAACUAUGACAUACAUUAGAACGAAUGCUUUGCACACUUUUCCAUUUUUGGCCAGCAUGCAAUCAAACUCAGGCUACGCACACUUCUCCGAAGAGUGACAUCGCUGCGCUUGUUCACGAGAACUCUGCGAUAAAGUUACGACAUGAAGCGCGCAAGGCUGUGAAUACCAACGUUUUUAUGAAAUGAAACCCAUCAGUUCUCAUGCUUGUUAUUGCACUACAACAGUAGAAGUACGCAAAAUACGUAUAAGACUCCUUCGACAAUAAAGUAUUCUGCUUGACAAAAAAGUCCAUUUUAUUUGAUGAGCAUGAAUAGAGGGUCUCCACGUCAUAGUUUUGGGCGCGACCCUUGGCAGCUGCUCGGAAGAUGGCGAAGCGGUGACCGGCUUCAUGAGAGACGGUAUGUGCACCGAUGGCGGGGAUGAGGACGCAGGCUCCCACCACAUCUGCAUUAAUCUGCAUUCAGCACAAGCAGGAGGCAAGACUUUCUGCGAAGUACUCUUUUCUCCUUAAAUUGUAGAAAUGAUGCAUCGACGUGUCUCAAUUUUGCGAAGGUCACUAGUUCAUGGUUAAGGACUAUCGUGUGUUUCUGUAUCUUGCUCAUCAUAAGUACGAACUUCUAUGUAUUUUUUUCGCAGGUUACCGGACAGUCGAAUUGGUGUGUGGAAAAGGAUACCUGUCAAGGCGGCUCUGGCGGCUCUUCUACGUGCCCGCGAGUACAUUGGUGCGUAUGCCAGUGGGCCUUCGCUUCUCUGAUCGCUGACAAUCCCGACUAUGGAACAAAAAUGUUUUUACUUGAAGGCCAAACCUUGUCGCCUGCUCAGAGAGGGUAGAGUAAUCGUCUUCUUUACAAUAUGAUGAACAACGUAAUUUGAUAUUUUUGCUCGCUAGGAUUUUUGCACAAACCCUUUCUUUGUCAUACUAUUUAUGUUUGUAAUUACUAUAGUUCCUACUUGUUUUCCCUUGUCAUUGUGGCAUCUGCUCGCAGCUGACGAUGAAACUUGCUGGCACGCACAAAGCGGCUUUGUGUGCUUACUGUGCGAACCAAUCCGAGUACACGGCCGCACUCAACUGCCUCAAGGAGAAAGACCCCUCAUUAACCUGUACCAACUUCGAAGGACCCAUCUGUGGCUCAGCUCGCUAGACAAGAAGUUUCUCUUCUAGUCGAAAGGAAAUAGACUAGCACGAAUACCAGAAUAGAAUCAAUACAUCCUAGAUAGAGGUAUUACUAGUAGAAAGUGCUUAGGCUUCUGCAGGUAGUUCAGGAGUUCUUCUUUGUCUUUCUUGAGUCGUUAUUCUCUUCAAAGGGAGUCGCUUCUCCUCAUUGCAAUGAGAAGAAGAAAACCUGCACAGUUGCAGAGAGUCUUUUUUAUAGCGCGAAGAUUGUUGGAAGUCACUCGAAGUCGUGGUGAAUCGUGUCAUUUUGAAUUAGAGACUCUGUGUAAAGGAACUACGCGUAUUAUCGCUUAUAAACAGGAAAUAGCUGCAUUUUUAGACGGAUUCCUUGCGGCUAUGAAUUAUGUGUACAGAUUGAUUCCGCCAAUUUCGUGACGACUAAAUUUUAGAGCCUUAAAGAUGCGCCGGGCACCAGGAGAAUAUGCGAGAUGUUGACUUGGUGGGAGCAGGUAUAAUCAUGUCCAGUCUGGAUGAGUUUAUUGCGUAGCAACAAGCGCCAUUUAGCGGGACACGCUGCUAUCUACUAGACGAACUUAAAUUUCUGAUAUUGUUUCCAUGCUCGACAGUAAGCUUUUUGAGGCCUCGCAAGUGAGCGCCUUUUCAAACAGUGUCAGAGUCAUAACGAGGUUGUCCUCUCAAAUGAGCGCGACGAAUUAUCACAUUGGCAGAGAAUGACAAUGAUGAUAUGGACAAUCUCGAUUGAUCUUGGGGAUUCUCUUGUACGUUGAUGCUGAGGUGAUUUUCAGUUGAUUUCUGCUGAAAGUCUUGCUGAUCUUUUUCAUUGUGUUUCUUUUCCGUCGAUCCUGGAAAGGAUUUCUUGAUUGUGG
Molecule: messenger RNA, 2745 nt
Organism: Amoebophrya sp. A25
Lineage: Eukaryota; Dinophyceae; Syndiniales; Amoebophryaceae
Source: the annotation of a GenBank genome assembly